This is a messenger RNA of Cornus florida, 1290 nucleotides long. RefSeq names its product RPM1-interacting protein 4-like. NCBI's taxonomy places the organism in Eukaryota, Viridiplantae, Streptophyta, Magnoliopsida, Cornales, Cornaceae. The transcript is spliced from 4 exons. The coding region runs from base 320 to 1120 and encodes 266 amino acids. The record is from RefSeq and is a predicted model, not a curated record.
AGAAAGAGAGACUUUCAAAACUGAAGAGAAGACUUCCAGGGGAGAGAGAAUAUAGAGAGAGAAAGAGAAGGUGAAUGGUCAAACAUCACCGGUGGCGCCGGUCCAUGGUUGAUAUACCCAUCUCUCCCUCUCUCUCUCAUCUCUUUCUCCGCCACUCUUUCUUGUGCGGGUCUCUCUCUCUCCUCUUGCUUCUUAGUUGUUGAAGGACCUUGUGUGUGAGCUCCGAAUCUCUGUAUUGGUUUGGUCACAAAUAUUGAAUUAAUUUGAACAAUCAUCCUUCUUUGCCAUUUCUGGUUUCUUCCAAGCUCCGUGCCGAGAAAUGGCUGACCGUGCACAUGUACCCAAGUUUGGCAAUUGGGAAAGUGAAGAAAAUGUACCUUACACGGUCUACUUUGAAAAGGCACGAAAGGGUAAGGGUAGAACAGGUGGGAAGAUGAUAAAUCCAAAUGACCCCCAAGAGAAUCCAGAUAUGUUUCCCGAUGUAGCACCUCCAGCUCAAGCUCAAGCUCAAGCUCCUCCCUCGAGAACCAGAACUGCACCGGAGGAACCAAUAGGACAGGUAGCAGUUAGGCCAACACAUGAGCGUCGAGUGAGCAGGGAAGAUGUUGACGCUAUGAAUUCUACUGACUCUCUGGCGCGUAAUGGCAAUACACCCCGCAAAACUGCUAAUGAUCAUCAACGUCAUGGAGGCCGUGGAGCGGGUUCUGGUCGACCUGCAAGGCAAAGUGCUGGAUCUGAACACAGCAUUGAGCGGUCACCACUCCAUCCACAUUACCAGGCGAGGAUUGUUGGGAAAAGUAGUGGUUCUCCCUCCAGGGAAGGAAGGAACUCAUACGAUGGUAGCCAUGGUACUCCUGGGAGGUCCCGAUUGAAACCAGUUACACAAGGAGAUGAAAGUCCUGAUAGAGGUGCUGCAGUUCCAAGAUUCGGUGAGUGGGAUGAGAAGAAUCCUUCAUCAGCGGAUAACUACACUCACAUUUUCAACAGAGUGCGAGAGGAAAGACACACAGGGCCUGGAAAGUCACCGGGAAGGGAUUCUGAGCAUUCUUACAACAACAUUCGGAAGCAAAAUCAGAAUGAUAAUGCUAAGAUAUGCUGCUUUCCAUGGGGUAGAAAAUGAGAGACUUUCACUUUGUGCUAUGUAAAAGGUUUGUGGGACCUGUAAAUAGCUUUAAAGGCUCUAUCUAUCUGUCUAUGCAGAGCUAACCUCUUAAACAUUAUGCAUUCUUUCUCUGUGUUCGUGUGCUUUUUUUUGUGACAAUAAAUAAUAUAAGGUUUUGAUGGGUAAAA